Messenger RNA from Microplitis demolitor, 679 nucleotides. RefSeq lists its product as uncharacterized. The coding region runs from base 53 to 493 and encodes 146 amino acids. NCBI's taxonomy places the organism in Eukaryota, Metazoa, Arthropoda, Insecta, Hymenoptera, Braconidae. The transcript has 2 exons. The record is from RefSeq and is a predicted model, not a curated record.
UUUCAGUUUUAUUAUUUUAACUCACUAGUGUACAUCAAACCCGUACUUCAAAAUGCAACAAUUGGUGUUGAUUGGGCUAUUAGUUGGCUUAGUAGUAGGAGACUCUUAUAAGCCAAGUGGUUGGCGGCCGUCUGGUCCAUCCUUUUCACUGCAUCAAAACAAUCGAUUACACUUGAACGAGUAUAAUAGUAUACCGGCAGCUCCGUACGGUCCACCGCCGGCAGACUCUUAUCCAGGUCCUUCAAAUACUAUCGCUCCAUCGGAGAAUAGCGCCGGAGAUACUUCAACAACAGAGAUUGCCCCGAGAAUGACGUCGACAGCUACGACAAUAACCACCCCACGGACAAGGGAACCUACGACUCCAUUCAACGUUCAAGAUGAUGAUUCCCAACUUAAUCCUGCUCUCGCUGUUGCCAAUUCUUUUGCAUUCAACCGGCCUGUUUAUAUUUACAAUGGAUACCCGCUCUAUCCUGGCCUCACGUUUGUUAAAUAAAUUAUUUUUAAAUAGAAAAUGUACAAAUUUUACACGGAAUAAAUAUUUUUCAAUGUUAAUAAAAUUUAUUUAUCAUUUUUUUUUUAAAUUGAAACGAUUUUCAAAAAUUGUUCUCUAAAAUGUCCUGAGAAAAAAAUUUUUUAAUUUCUAAGAAAUUUAAAAUACAUAAAUUUAUAGAAAUAUUUA